ACUAAUGUCGUCUGCUUUUUAAUGGCAGUAGGCUUAGUAGCUACUUCCGAAACUACAGUCAAGUAAAUACGCUAGAACGCUAAACAAUGGACAUCCAUAGUCUGAGAGAUAGUUAUCGUAUGGCUGCAACCAACAUGAGAAUCGAGGACAUAGUUAAUGGUAUCAACAGUGGUGAUGAAAACAUGGAAAUGACUGCAACCUACGCUGUUCGUCAAUUCCUCAGCAGGUAUCCCAGCUCGGAUACCAUGGGUUAUUCACACAUUGACAUCUUCAUCAAUGCCAAUGUUGUUCCCAAGCUGGUAGAAUUCCUCAGCCGUGUCAAGAAUCCUGAUCUUCAGUUUGAGUCAGUCAGGGCCCUCGGCAACAUUGCAUCAGGCACAUCUGAUCAUACCAAAGCUGUCGUCAGUGCUGGGGCUGUUGGUGGUUUAAUAUCUUUCUUGGAUUCACCUGAUUCAGUUGUGGCCAACCAAGCUGUCUGGGCUCUCGGUAACAUCGCCGUAGACGGACCAGAGCUUCGAGAUUACGUCAUCGAGCAAGGCAUAAUUAAUCCUCUGAUCGCCUUGAUUAAACCCUACACCUUAGAUACAUUAUUAUUGCGUAACGUCGCUUGGACUUUGUCCUACUUGUGUCUCAACAAGAUUCCUCCGCCCAGUGUCCCACUGCUUCUUCCCGCCCUGGCCCAGCUUAUUCACAACGACGACGAGGAGAUUCUCGUCGACGCUUGCUCGGCUCUAUCUUACCUCACUGAUAGCCCCAACGAACUUAUUCAAGAAGUUGUUGACGCCGGAAUCGUCCCUCAGCUCAUCACUUUGCUGGACAACACUAAAGUGGCCGUCAUUACCGCCACUCUAAGGACCGUGUCUAAAAUUGCUGCUGGCAAUGCCAUCCAGAUCCAAGCUCUCAUCACCAACAACGUUGUUCGUCCGUUGAUGGACGUGCUGGGCAAAGGCGAUUUCGAAUGCCAAAAGGAAGCAGCUUGGGUCAUCACGAACAUCACCUCGGGUGGCACUUUCGAGCAGAUCGCUUUGUUGCAACAUUUGUUUGUUGGUGUCAUGGCUCCGCUGUACACUUUGUUUGAGGACAAAGAAGACAGCAAGACUAUCUCGGUCCUGUUGGAUGGCUUGGCUAAUAUUUUGGCCGCAGCCGAAACAAUGGGCGAUCUGGAGAAUGUUUCCCUUCACGUCGAAGAGUGUUAUGUCCUGGAUCGCAUCGAACUUUUGCAUAAUCUCCACGACGAUGAUGAGAUUUCUGACAAGGCCCUGGCCAUUCUGGAGCAGUACUUUCCAUUUGACGUGGAGAUGAGAAGACGUACGGGGAGAAGAGACUGACUGAGGGAUGCAGAUUCCAAGUUGGCUUAAUCUACAUCGCAGAGUGGCCAUUGCGAAUUAAACAACCAGCCAUCUCAAAAAGCCCCCGGAAGGAGGUUUCUCAUUGUAAAUUGUCAUUUAAAAUUCUUUUUUUUUCUGCCUUUACAAACGGUAAAUAUGUUUUUCACUUCUUUCCACGCUAUCCUCACUCCAUUGUGCGUUUUUUUUAAGAUUUUUCAAAAAAAAUUUAAACUGAAAGUCGCCAUUUGCUUUCAUUUCUGUCCCUGCACACGCCGUCCUCUUUCUGAAUGCGCGAUGAAAAAUACAAAAAAACUCGGAUCAACUUUGCAUUGGGUCAGUAGAUGUAAUUAUUAACAACUUACAACACUUGUACGACUUAUUAUUAAAGAACAAGAAGUAAUUUUUAAUAGCUAGAAGUAAACUAUUUUAAAUAUUUGCAUUCCCCUAUAAAUUGUGGUUUGUUUUCGGUAUUUCCCAGCAUAACUUCUUUGCAGUUCAUCAACAUCAGAAAAAGUAUAGUAGCAGUCUGUCAGCCACUUUAUGUCAGUCAUUCAGAAUAAUACUUCCGGCCGGAAUAGUCUCUAAAUUAGUACGUGUGUAAACUAUACUCAUUCACCGACGCGGAUGGCUGUCUACAUAGCGGACAGAUGGCUGUCUACACAGCGUUUAACUUACGAAGAACAGAUGAAUGACCGAACAGUAGUAGCCAACUUCGGAAGAAAACAUUCACAGUUAGACAUUCGAACUACUCCGUUUAUUUAGCAGAAGAAGACGUUCAUUGCACAUUGAAUAAACAGUUUAAAAACUGCACAACGAGACGGUACAAAUAGCGGCUGGAAGACUAGUGCAAGUCACAGAAGAAGCAAAGUCUCCGAACUGUGCAGACAAGUUAGUCGCCAUGCAUCUUCAAAGUAUUUCAACUCAAUUGGCUUGGAUUAUUGCUGCUACAUUUGUGGUGGUUUUCAUGUACUGCGCUCAAGUGGAAGCUUAUUUGGGUACUGCUUUUGUCACGAGCGUUACUACCGUGACUGUUACAUCUACAAGCCAAAAUCUUUGUGGAAGAUUAGUCAACGUCACCGGUGCUUGUCGUCGUCGCCGCAAUUUCAAAUUUGAAAAACCCGAAAUUCAAUUAUUUGGCGGAGAUUAUGACGAUACCAUCGAAUUGGCUUUCCCGAAUGCAUACUAUCGUAAUCAAUUUGUUCCUACAAAAACCCUCAGUAUGGAAGUGACACCACUGGUCAUGUUGCCUCAACCCAUUCCAUCCGGACGUAAUCCAUCGAUAGUCAGCCACCACCCUGGACUCCAUUCUUCUCAUCCCAUGUACUCCUUUAUUGGCAGCCGAAACAAGAGCCCUUACCUUCACCCAAGUCUCUACCAAGACCAAUUGAAACUCCAACAACAGCAAGAAUUUCAACAGCAACAACAGCGCAUCUUUUUCUCCGCCCUAUCCCUCGCCAAUUUGUUCGGCAGGACUACCGUGACCUACACGACAUUUAGAACAG
Daphnia pulex (common water flea) is the source of this 2830-nucleotide messenger RNA. Its product is annotated as importin subunit alpha-1-like. The transcript is spliced from 11 exons. Bases 87 to 1328 code for a protein of 413 amino acids. The record is from RefSeq and is a predicted model, not a curated record. Gene Ontology annotation, cellular component: nucleus. NCBI's taxonomy places the organism in Eukaryota, Metazoa, Arthropoda, Branchiopoda, Diplostraca, Daphniidae. Gene Ontology annotation, molecular function: nuclear import signal receptor activity; protein binding. Gene Ontology annotation, biological process: NLS-bearing protein import into nucleus.